GAAAGUAUGUGUUACAAUAUAUAAAACUUAAAACCAACUUACGUUUUCAUCAUAUUAGGUUUGUUACCUUAACACACAGGUGUUGAAGAUGUCACGGAAAUGCGAGAAGCAUGGUAUGAUAUUGGAUCUGUUUUGCUUGGGACACAAUAUAGCAGUGUGUGCAAGAUGUUCUCAGAGUGACCAUUUUAAAUGUCCACAGUUUGUAUCUGUUGAAGAUGCGGCUAAAUAUGCUAAUCCUCUCAGCCAAAGAACCGCCCGAUCACAAGACGACUCAAGUGAGCAAAGAAGUCCCGCUAACAUUUUGAAGACUGUAAACCAAGAGAAAAACACAUUUACAAACUAUGUAAAAGCAGCUAUAGAAAGUGGCGAAAAAAACACUUUCACAAAGUUUCUGACCACAAAUGUAACAAGGAGUGAGAAUGAUCGUAUAGAAGAAUCAAUGAAAAAUUCUACUCCACUUGCAACAAGUCGUGAUGUUCAGGUCGACGAAAGCUUUGGAGAAAACAGUACAUUCCAAGAUCCAAGUGAUCCUGAUAACUUAGAGAGUUAUCGACCGUUGUCAGAGAACUUUCAUCAUGUAAGCGAUAACGCCAACGUCCAACCGAAAGAGACGACUUUAUCCAAAGCACAUGCAAAUUCAAAAACAACAAAGAGCGAAGUCGGACAACUAUUAGAAGAUGUAAAGAAAUUUUCAAAAGGAUUAUCCUCACGCGACGAUGUUGGUAUUACUUUAGACGAUUUGAUUUUGAAAAUUGAUAGAACACUCAAUGAGAUAGCAGAAAAUUUUGAAAACACAAGGAAUCAGAAGAAAACAAUCGAAUAUCAAAUAAAAGAAAUUCGUGCCAGACUCAAUACGCAUCUGGAUAACAUGGAAAAGAAGUUGUUGAAUUCACUAGAAUCAAAAUUCAGCCAUUGUGAAGCAAGCGUAGUUAACGUAGUGGAAAAGCUUCAGAAAGGUCGAAUCGAGAUUACCCACAUGAAAAGCGGAAACGCAGACAACCCGAACUCACCGUUUCAAGCAAACACUUUGCUUGCAAUCAGAGAAAGUGAUAAACAAAUGCGAAGAAUGAAAAGAUCCAUCCAUGCGCUCACGGAAAAUGUUUAUGCUAUAGAUAUUGACGUAAAGAUUAACCAAGACUUGAAUAUAUUUAUCAACGAAGUUCAAGCAUUUGGUGAAGUUACUGUAAAUAGCCGUUUAAACCCGAAGAUAUCUCAACCUACUUUAGAACAAAGGCGAAUUGAAGUCAUUCGUACAGAUUCCAAAAGAUCACAACCUGGUAGCCCAUCGAGAGCAAAUAGCAAAGCCAUCCAGCGAACCGAUUCCAAAAAAGUCAAGGGUGUUAGCAAACUAAAACGCUCCGGUUCUAAGCGGGAAACCAUUGAAACAACUAGAAGGCUUGAAACUGUUCAAAUUUUGCCGGAAAUAGAACUGGGACAGCAUUUGGCUGUGAUGGAUGAACCAUUACCGGAAAUUAUAACAACAAGUCGAUCGGGCAUUUCGGGUAUCAGAAUUAUGCAGAAGAAGAAAGUUAAAAUUGGACAUAAAUGGACAUCAAGCGUCUCAAACUGUAAAAUGCUUCCGAACGGUCGACUGAUUUUUAUAGAUACUGAAAACAAGAGGUUAGUCAUCCACAACAAAGACACAUAUGUAUAUCGAAAUCUCAGAGUUCACGAUUCUCCGCGUGAUUUCACUAUCCUUGACAACGAUAGGAUUGCUGUUACUUUUGGCAUAUACAUCGAAGUAUUGAAUAUUUUAACAAGCCGUAUAGAGAAGCGCAUCCAGUUAGAAUUUUUUGAAUGCAACGGAAUAUCAUUUAUGGAUGGGAAAUAUUACAUUUACGGAAUAUUUGACGGUUAUCUUCUUUCUCGACAUGGCAUUCAGAUCAUGGAUAUGCAUGGCCGAAUAGAGGAUCGGUUGCCUAUAACAAGAGUCCAAACGAUCCAUCAUUCAAUAACCACAUGGAGGGGCAGAAUUUAUUACACCGGAUAUAGUUCCGUUUCAUGCUGUAUGACAUCUGGCGAAGAACUUUGGGUAUUCAAACACGAGACCAUGGAUCGACCGAAAAGCGUCACAGUGGACAAUUUUGGAAAUGUUUUUGCGUCAUUUGAAAAUGAAAACAAAAUAGUUGUUAUUUCAGUCGACGGACUUUACAGCAAAGAGUUCGAACUGAGGAAGCAUGACCUGUAUUAUGGACAAGAACCUAGACCUAUCAGUGUUUAUUUUGACACAAUUGAAUCGGCGUUAAUAGUAUGCAAUGCAAAUAAAGACCAUUCCGUGAUGUACUUUGUAAAAUAUGAUUAGGCAAAUAAAGGUUAGAGAAAUACAUGUUAAAUUAAAAUAAAUCAUAUGAAAUACUGA
Mytilus californianus (California mussel) is the source of this 2359-nucleotide messenger RNA. RefSeq lists its product as uncharacterized. NCBI's taxonomy places the organism in Eukaryota, Metazoa, Mollusca, Bivalvia, Mytilida, Mytilidae. The coding region runs from base 89 to 2302 and encodes 737 amino acids. The record is from RefSeq and is a predicted model, not a curated record. The transcript is spliced from 2 exons.